Spinacia oleracea (spinach) is the source of this 2046-nucleotide messenger RNA. RefSeq lists its product as uncharacterized. The transcript is spliced from 2 exons. The record is from RefSeq and is a predicted model, not a curated record. NCBI's taxonomy places the organism in Eukaryota, Viridiplantae, Streptophyta, Magnoliopsida, Caryophyllales, Amaranthaceae. Gene Ontology annotation, molecular function: zinc ion binding. The coding region runs from base 1 to 2046 and encodes 681 amino acids.
AUGGAAGUGAAGUGUGUUGUUGGAUGCCCCUUUAGGUUGUAUGGGUCUUGGGAUACAAGAAGGGCAUGCUUUGUUGUGAAGUCGAUAGACGGUGACCACACUUGCUGCAGAAACAUGGAGGCCAAUAGGCAAUUGAAGUCAACAUGGAUGGCAAAGCAAUUCCUGGAAAUAUUCAAGGCAAGGCCACAUUGGCCGGCAAAGGAGAUCGUAGAAACUGUGAAAAGGGCUUACAAGGUUGUGAUCAAGAGGGAUACGGCUUAUAAGGUUAAAUAUGCUGCUCAUAGGAUGCUUCAUGGGUCUAUGAAAGACCAUUACAACAAGUUGGGUAGGUAUAUCCAAGCUUUGAAGGAUGCUAGCCCAGAAUCACACAUUGUUCUGGUGACUGUCCCUUCAAAACAGUCAAAGACACCAGUGUUUCAGAGGUUAUUCUUGUGUUUUGAUGGGAUCAGAAAAGGAUGGCUAGAAGGUUGCAGAAAAAUAAUGUGUGUGGAUGCUUGUUUCCUAAAGACAUUUCUUGGGGGACAACUGAUGUCAGCUGUGGGCCGAGACGGAAACGAUCAAAUGUACCCAAUUGCUUGGGCAGUGGUGGAGGGGGAAAACAACAGCUCUUGGGAAUGGUUUUUCACACAAUUACAAAUUUGCUUAAGGUUAGGUGAUGGUACUGGGUUGACACUGGUUUCAGAUGAACACAGGGCUAUACUUAGCUCGGCUGCUACGGUUUUCCCCAACUGUGAACAUAGGCACUGUGCAAGGCACAUUUUUGCACUAUGGCACAAGACAUUCAGGGGAGAUGACAUGAAGCUAAUGUUCUGGAAGGCUGCCUUUGCAUACAACAUGGCUGAUUUUAACGAUGCGAUUAAAGAGAUGGAAGCUGUUGAUCCUGAUGCUGUUGUUGCCUUCAAAAAGUACAAUCCCAAGCUGUUUUGCAGGGCAUACUUGAGUACAGAAAAUUUGGUGGAUGUGAUUGUCAACAACAUGGCCGAAACAUUCAACGGCUACAUCAUAAAUGCUAGAACAAAGCAUUUGAUCUACAUGCUUGAGGAUAUAAGAAGUGCUCUGAUGCAGAGAUUAAUCACCAAGAAAAUGGAGAUGGAAAAAAGUGUCAAGAUUGUCUGCCCUAGAAUUCAAGUGAAGCUAGAGAAGGAAAAGAGUUGGGCUGCUAAUUGUGAUGCUUUGAUUUCAGCCCCUCAUAAGUUUCAAGUAUACCAUUUCAUGGAUAGUUUACGGAUCGACUUAGGUGUUCACAAAUGCACUUGCAGAAAAUGGGAUUUAACAGGAAUUCCCUGUUGCCAUGCUGUUUCAUGCAUUUUUUUCCUUCAUAAGAAUGCUGAAGAUUUUGUCCAUGGUUGUUACAAGAGGGAUUGUUACCUAACCUCUUACUCCGGAGAAAUCGAGCCUUGUGUGGGUGAAAGGCAUUGGCCUGUUGUUGAUUUACCUAUUGACCCCCCUCCAAUUAAGAUCGGUCCCGGUAGACCGAGGACAAAUAGAAGGAAGGAUCCUUUUGAGAACCCGAAGAAACCCGGGAGACUAACUAAGCAUGGAGUUCAGAUGACUUGUAGCAUAUGCAAGUCAACAACCCACAAUAAAAGGAGAUGUCCAAGUAGGGACACUGCUACUGCUUCCACUUCUGCAGCACCACUUCCCAACCCUGCUCCUGCUACUGUUGCAAAGAAAACUUCAGCUCCACUCAACCCUGCUCCUGCCCCUGCUGCAAAGAAGACUUCAGUACCUGCAAAUAGAAGGGCUGAAAAACAACCAGUGGCAAGUGAACCAGUUGGUAAACGAGCAAGGACAAGUACCACAUCUGAACCACCAACACAGCAGUCAAGUGUGCACUUUGAUGCCACAGCUCAACCAACCAGAACUGGUAAAAAUGGUAGAGUAAUUUACACAGGCAAGGGCUCAAGAGGAGGAGGGAGAGGUUCAAGGGGUAGAGGAGGAGGAAGGGGGAGAGGUAGAGGAAGAGGAGUUGGUGUGUUGUUCGGCAUAGAUGGAACACCUUUUAUGCAGGUAAGCAGUAAUUUAGUUGAUCCUGUGGUGCUGUAG